AGGUUGGAUAUGGCAGAAGAAAACAAAACGCUGGUGACCGAGUUUGUUCUCACAGGACUUACAGAUCAUCCAGGGCUUCGAGUCCCCCUGUUCCUAGUGUUCUUGGUCAUCUACCUCAUAACCAUGAUGGGCAACCUUGGACUGGUUGUUCUCAUUUGGAAAGACGCCCACCUUCACACCCCCAUGUACUUAUUCCUCGGCAGUUUAGCCUUUGCAGAUGCUUGUUCUUCAUCCUCUGUGACUCCCAAGAUGCUUAUAAAUUUUUUAUCAAAGAAUCAUGUGAUAUCUCUCUUUAAGUGUAUGACCCAAUUAUAUUUUUUUGGUUCCAGUGCCACCAUAGAAUGUUUCCUCCUGGUAGUGAUGGCCUAUGACCGCUAUGUAGCCAUAUGCAACCCCUUGCUUUAUCCAGUGGUGAUGUCUAACAACCUCUGUACUCAAUUUAUAGGUGUUUCAUAUUUUAUUGGUUUUCUACAUUCAGCAAUUCAUGUGGGUUUGUUAUUUAGAUUAACUUUCUGCAGGUCCAAUGUAAUACAUUAUUUCUACUGUGAAAUUUUACAACUGUUCAAAAUUUCUUGCACUGAUCCUGCAGUUAAUAUACUUCUGGUUUUAAUUUUUUCAACCUUCAUACAAGUCUUCACUUUUAUGACCAUCAUGGUCUCUUACACCCUUGUCCUCUUUGCCAUCCUGAAAAAGAAGUCUGAAAACAGCAGGAGCAAAACCUUCUCCACGUGCAGUGCCCACCUGCUCUCUGUCUCCCUGUUCUAUGGCACUCUCUUCUUCAUGUAUGUGCGCCCUGGGUCUGGCCCCACUGAAGAUCAUGACAAAAUGUACUCUUUAUUUUACACUAUCAUAAUUCCCUUGCUAAAUCCUUUUAUUUACAGCCUCAGGAACAAAGAAGUUAUAGAUGCCAUAAGAAGAAUAAUGAAAAAAUAA
Pteropus alecto (black flying fox) is the source of this 933-nucleotide messenger RNA. RefSeq names its product olfactory receptor 5AC1. The coding region runs from base 10 to 933 and encodes 307 amino acids. The transcript has a single exon. Gene Ontology annotation, biological process: G protein-coupled receptor signaling pathway; sensory perception of smell. Lineage: Eukaryota; Metazoa; Chordata; Mammalia; Chiroptera; Pteropodidae. Gene Ontology annotation, molecular function: olfactory receptor activity; odorant binding; G protein-coupled receptor activity. Gene Ontology annotation, cellular component: membrane. The record is from RefSeq and is a predicted model, not a curated record.